Molecule: messenger RNA, 2082 nt
Organism: Oikopleura dioica
Lineage: Eukaryota; Metazoa; Chordata; Appendicularia; Copelata; Oikopleuridae
Source: the annotation of a GenBank genome assembly
AUGACGACAGACUUUGGCGGAGUGAAAAAAGAUGUGAGCAUUUUGAUCGAGCGAUCGAAUGGAACACAGCACCAAGCUCUGGUGACUACCAUCGAGCAGCCCAACACGGUCAACUGCGAAUGGUUUGAGCAAGACGACAUCAAGGGCAAAGGCGUGAGCUUGAACAUGGUCUUCAAGCUCAACCCGCACUUGAUGCCGAAAAACUUCAAGCCUCAAAAUCUCAAGUCAGAGGCCGACAACAUGAGCCGAAAAUCUGUGAUGAUCACAUCUGGAAGUCGCCUAAAGAAGGAGAACAAAAUUCCCCUCGCGGUGCGCAGGGCCGAGCCAUCAUCUCGGUCUGAAAGCCGACUCCCAACAGCGAAAUCGACGUCGUUAUCGAAAAAUCGCAGGACAGAGCUAAUCACAAAGAAGGAGCCAACGGUGCGAAAUAUUGACAAGAUAGAGAGCGAGCGGAUUGAGCGAAGAGAGAAUCAGGCGAAAAUGAGAUAUCAGCGCGAUCAGAUUAAGGCCAAGCACGAUAUCAACGAUGCACAGUGGGAAUUCGCUGAAAUGAUCGAAGACUGGCGCGAUGAGAACCCUUCCCGACCUCCUCAUCACAAGCGAAUGGAGCACAAGAUCAAUGUGUGCGUGCGAAAACGACCUCUGAAUAAGAAGGAGACGAAGAACAAAGAGACCGACGUCGUCACUCGCUCCGGAGACCUUCUUUACGUCCACCAGCCGAUGACCAAAGUCGACUUGACCAAGUACCUGGAAAAUAUGCCUUUCCGAUUCGACUAUGUCUUCGAUCUUGAAGAUGACAACAGGAAGGUAUACGAGUACACUGCGAAACCACUGGUCGAGUCAAUCUUCAGGGGCUCGCGCGCUACUUGCUUCGCAUAUGGACAGACGGGAAGUGGCAAAACCCACACGAUGGGUGGCGAGUUCAGCGGGAAGAAUCAAAACUGCAGUAAUGGAAUAUACGCAUUCGCUGCAGAAGAUGUCUUCAAAAAAUUGCGCCAGCCGAUGUACCAACAUCUCAAGCUCACUGUCUCCUUCUUUGAGAUUUACGCGAAUAAGGUCUUCGACUUGCUGAACGGAUCUCAAAGACUGCGCAUCUUAGAAGACAAACAGGGCAAAAUCAGAGUUGUCGGGCUCGUUGACCAAGUUGUCGAGACUGUCGAUGAUGUCAUAAACGUUCUCCGCGAAGGUUCUCGCUGCAGAACAUCUGGCCAGACGUCUGCGAACUCAAACUCGUCCAGAAGCCACGCAGUCUUUCAAUUGUCACUCCUUACGCCGGGACGAAAGGCUCACGAGGAGCGAACGCACGGCAUGUUCUCGCUCAUUGAUCUCGCUGGUAACGAGCGUGGAGCUGAUACGAUGAGCUCUGACCGUAUAACUCGUCAGGAAGGAGCGGAUAUCAAUAAGUCGCUUCUUGCGCUCAAAGAGUGCAUUCGAGCCAUGGGAAAAGAUGCUCUUCACGUCCCUUUCAGAGGCUCUACUUUGACAAAAGUCUUGCGAGAUAGCUUUAUCGGCGAGGACAGCAAGACUUGCAUGAUUGCCACUCUGAGCCCCGGCUUCAGCAGCUGCGAAAACACGAUUAAUACACUCAGGUACGCUGACCGAGUGAAAGGCCUCUCCGUCAACGAGAAGCGCGAUCUUGAAGACCUGAUGGAAGAGAUCACUCUGGAAGAGAACACAGAAGAAGACUCGUGUCUCGACAUGCUCGCCACUCAGAACGCGGAUCAAUUCACUCCACAAAUGUUGGCGAUCACUAAAGCUCAGGAUGAGCAGCAAACAGCUGAAGACAAUGCCAUGACUGCUAUCAACGAGUCCACGCCUGCUUUCUUGGAUGCUCUCUCCAAAUGGCAAGAAUAUUGGGAGAGUGUCGCCAGCGACAAAAACGCGGACGUCCAAGAGAUUCUCCGAGAGUGCGAAACAGACUUCGAUAAUCUCGAAGCAGCCAUUAAGAACAUGAGAAAGCUCGCUAAAGUCGCUUUCGAGAAGGCGGAAAAUGUCGAUGCCGUCCUAGCCGGAAAUAACGAGCCAAAACCCGCUCAGAAAAGUUCAAAACCACGAGGAGGCAUCAAUCGACGGCUCAAGUAA